Messenger RNA from Trichosporon asahii var. asahii CBS 2479, 1368 nucleotides. RefSeq lists its product as uncharacterized. Bases 1 to 1368 code for a protein of 455 amino acids. The record is from RefSeq and is a predicted model, not a curated record. Gene Ontology annotation, molecular function: monooxygenase activity; FAD binding. NCBI's taxonomy places the organism in Eukaryota, Fungi, Basidiomycota, Tremellomycetes, Trichosporonales, Trichosporonaceae. The transcript is spliced from 2 exons. Gene Ontology annotation, biological process: secondary metabolite biosynthetic process.
AUGACCGACAGCAACAACCCCCCCUCCAAGAACAACAUGACUGGAACCAUUGUCCCGACUCCCGGAAUCCCCGACCUCCGCAUCCGCAUCAUUGGCGCUGGAAUGGGCGGCAUGGGCACCGCGCUUGCCCUCGCUCAGCAGGGCUUCAAGGACAUUGCCGUCUACGAGCAGGCCCCCGCUCUCGGCGAGGUCGGUGCCGGCAUCAACAUUCCUCCCAACCUUGCCCGCGUUCUUGACGGCUGGGGUGUUCUCGACAUUUGCAACGGCGAGGGUGUCGUGAUUGAGAAGGCCAACGUUCUCGACUGUGCUACCGACGAGAUUCUCACCUCGGUUUCGUACGAGGACUACAUGGAGCAGACCUACGGCUAUCCCUUUGUCACUGUUCACCGCGCCGGUCUGCAGCGCUGCCUCGUCGAGGGAGCCAAGCGCUCUGGCGUUGUCAAGACGCACCUUGGCUCGCACAUUACCCAGUACGACUUUGACAACACGCGCUUCCAGGUUGUCAACCCCGAGACCAAGCAGCCCGAGUGGGUCGAGGCCGACGUGAUCAUUGCCGCCGACGGCGUCAAGAGCAAGGCGCGCGAGGCCAUGCUCACCCGCACGGGUAUCAAGGACGAGGUCGAGGACACUGGCCAGGCCGCUUACCGUAUCAUGGUCCGCCGUUCCGCCAUCAAGGAGGACCCCGAGCUUCUCCCCUUCUUCACUGGCAGCCAGUCGUACCGCUGGAUUGGCGAGAAGCGCCACAUCAUCGCCUACCCGAUCGAGAGCCACGACCUGUUCAACAUGUCGACGACACAGCCCGACCGCAACUUUGUCCAGGCCGACACUUGGACCGCUGCCGGAAGCAAGGAGGAGAUGCUCCAGACGUUCCACGACUUCUGCCCGCGCGUUCAGAAGCUCCUCCAGCUCGUCCCCGAGGGAGAGGUCCUCGAGUGGAAGCUCCGUGUCCACAAGCCCCUCCGCAAUGCCGCCCUCGUCGGUGACGCCUGCCACCCCACCCUCCCCCACAUUGCCCAGGGCGCCGCCCAGGCCAUCGAGGACGCUGCCUGUCUCGGUGUCAUUCUGUCCAAGAUCAAGGACAAGAAGGACAUUCACUCUGCCCUCGAGGUUUACCAGGAGAUUCGCAAGCCGCGCACCGACUGGGCCGUCCUCACCGCUGCCGAGAACUCGAAGGGUCUCCACACCAAUGACAAGGACGCCCGUAACGCUGCCUUUGCCUCCUCUGCGCCCGGCUCCAACCCGGACAAGAUGAUCUCAAGAGACGUCCACGACAAGCUCUUCAUGUACGACAUUGUCAAGGAGACGGAGAAGCAGUUUGAGGACCUCUUCUCCAAGAGGAGCGUCGCGACCACUGGCAAGAGCGCCUGA